Molecule: messenger RNA, 369 nt
Organism: Akanthomyces muscarius
Lineage: Eukaryota; Fungi; Ascomycota; Sordariomycetes; Hypocreales; Cordycipitaceae
Exons: 3
Coding region: 1-369 (122 amino acids)
Source: RefSeq, a predicted model, not a curated record
AUGCGCUGGACAACAAACACCUUUGCUACCGCUCUGGCUUUUGCUACCCUCGGUAGCUGCGUCCACUACACGGACAGCUGCUCCGACACCAGCCUGUCUGGCACCACGCUGUCUGGCCACUGCGGCGACAACAAGGGCAACAGCCCCUACAGCAGCGUUGACCUGGCCCAGAAAGUUGGCAACAACGGCGGUAUUUUGACUUGGGGCGGUGUCAACUUCCAGCAAAGUUGCUCCGAGAUUGUGUACAACUCCUGGAACGGUGUCUUGUCUGCCAAGUGCGGCAAUGGCGGCGGCCGUGAUAUCCGCACUGUCCUGAACCUGAAUGACUACAUUUCCAACAACUUUGGCAAACUGGCAUUUGACUCCUAA